Molecule: messenger RNA, 3312 nt
Organism: Bacidia gigantensis
Lineage: Eukaryota; Fungi; Ascomycota; Lecanoromycetes; Lecanorales; Ramalinaceae
Exons: 9
Coding region: 1-3312 (1103 amino acids)
Cellular component (GO): intracellular anatomical structure
Molecular function (GO): oxidoreductase activity, acting on NAD(P)H, oxygen as acceptor
Source: RefSeq, a predicted model, not a curated record
AUGCAAUCUCAUUGGCUAUUCAGAGAGGCUUUGCUGAACCGCAAAGAGGCGGACGGUAACGAUGGACCCUGGUCGAGCUUUUCUAUCCACGUCGGCACGCCCCCUCAGGCCACCCGAGUACUCGUGUCGAGUGUCGUAGGGGAAGCCUGGGUGAUUAGCGAUAAUAAAACGCAAGGAGGCUGCUUUGAUUCAGACUCGGAUCAGUGCCCGCAGUCAAGAGGUGGCUUAAUCAACGUAAAUCAGUCAAGCACAUGGCAGGAUCAGGGCAUCUACGGACUAGGCGCAGAGAUCAAUCUCCCAGAUUACACCACUGGUUACGACAACGGUGAUUAUGGCUUGGAAUCCUUGGGAAUAGGCUUGCCUGGAUCAGAUGGGCCUACCUUGAGUAACCAAGUAGUCGCUGCUCUUGCGACGAAAGACUUCUAUCUCGGAAGCCUUGGCGUCACUUCGAGGCCUACAAAUUUCACGGGAUUUAAUGACCCUCAUCCGAGUUUCCUGUCAUCCUUAAAGAAUCAAAGCCAUGUAUCAAGCCUCACGUAUGGUUAUACAGCUGGAAAUCAAUAUAGGCUAAAGAAGGUAUUCGGAAGCUUGACACUCGGUGGCUAUGAUCAGUCGAAGUUUAUCCCUAACGACGUCUCCUUUCAAUUCGCAACCGAUAUUUCGCGCGAUCUCGUUGUAGGCCUUCAGUCAAUCACUUUCAGUGAUUCGAAGAACACAAAUAAGCCGCUGCUCUCUCAAGGCAUUCUCACCUUCGUUGAUGCCUCCGUUCCUCAUAUAUGGCUCCCCAACGACACCUGCACAGCUUUUGAGAAGGCUUUUGGCCUUCAAUACAAUUCUACUGUCAACAGGUACUUAGUAAACGACACUCUCCAUGACCAGCUCCAGCAGCAGAACGCCAGCGUAUCUUUUGUUUUGGGUAAUGCGAUCAGCGGCGGUGCAACCGUCAAUAUCACACUGCCUUACGCGGCUUUUGAUCUCUCUGUCGGCCCUCCGAUUGUCAAUAAAACUCAACAAUAUUUUCCCUUACGACGGGCAAAUAAUGAAACUCAAUUCACACUCGGACGUACGUUUUUGCAAGAAGCGUAUUUAAUUGUCGACUUUGAGCGCUCUAAUUUCACAAUUUCCGAAUGUCUUUUUCAAGCCAACACCCCUUCGCAGCUUGUAGGUAUUGAGUCCGCAAACACCACAGCUCCGGGUAUGACGAAGACUCAAUCAUCUGGCCUGUCAACCGGCGCGAUUGCGGGCAUCGUCGUCGCUGCGGUUGUAAUUCUAGCUCUUGCUGGAGGUCUCUCAUUAUUCUGCAUCCUUCGCAGAAGGCGCAGAAGCAGAGAACAAGCAGAGGUAAAGAAGGUGCAGGAAGAGGCGGCUGCAGAUCCACUGGCCCAAAAAGCUGAGAUGGAAGGUUCCACUAAGCCUCCCUUGGGUGAGCUUUUUGCACCAGGAAAGCGGGGUCUUACCAGCGACAGUCACGAAAUGGAAGGUACCAAUGGUGGGUUCUAUAAUGCAGAAAAAGCACGGGCUGAAAUGGAAGGCGAUAAGGGAGGUGCAGAGAUUGGUGGAACCAAAGAGCGACAUGAAAUGAACGCGGGGCCUCGCAUUGGCCCAGUGGAGAUGUGGGCUGGUUCACACGGAUUAUAUGAACUAUCUUCUACGCAAGUCGAUGAAAGCUCCAGACCAUCACCACCCAGUAAGAUACAUUCCUCAUCUGGUGAUAGUCGGCCCUCCCCGAACAGCCCUGGUAGCACCAGGAGAAGCAACCGCUUUACCUGGGGCAGAAGUUCCCGCUCCAGCGUCUCCAGACACCGAGACCAAAGCAGCGGCAUCUCAUCUCCAUCUCCAAGUGAAGGCCCAGCCAGCUUGAGGGAGCGUGGAAGUGGCCAGGACGGUUGGAAUAUUGAGCACAACCCCGAGCCUCAACAACCGCCUCGAGCUCUCACGCCUCAGGAUGAUUCGAGCUCAAGCUACAGACGGGAGCGCGCGAGGCGCGGUGACGACCUCACACGCCGGUUGCAAAGCUCCACCAGUGUAGGAGGGGAGUCUCACCUAUCUGUUCCUUCUCCUUCAGGUGACAGUAGUCCAAUCUCUAAGCAGAGCGGCGUGGAUAGGUGGAAUGAGCGGUUUGGUAGUCGACCCCGCGAGCACAUUGCUUCGCAAACGUCACAAACCUCUCCCCACCAAUCGAUCUCAUCACCUAGCAGUGACAGCAGAAAUCGGGAGAGACGAAAAGCUUCUACGCCGGUUCGGCACCAUUUCGAGCUCUCGCGCCAACGUCGCUCGAUCUCCUGGAGCUCCGCACCCCCGGGUGCCCACCGCUCAAUCUCGUGUUCGGCCAGGCUGUCGAAGGAAGAGAAAAAACCGCGAGUUGCAGAACAAGCCCUUGACAAGCAUAACGACCAUCAUGGCGCCUUCUCGCGAACAGAUAACACCGUCCAGAUAGAACAUCCGGAGCCUGCCGACUAUCCACAGGAGAAGCAUUACCAAGGACGGGGUGGGAUGCAUUUCAAGAGAACGCUGCCCAGCUUCAGUUUGGAUGGCAAGACCGUUGCGAUCACCGGUGGCGCCCGAGGUUUAGGUCUGGUCAUGUCGCAAGCAUGUCUUUUGAGUGGUGCCAACGUCGCCUUAGUGGAUUUGAGUAAGGAGGAGGGUCAGCGACAGGCCGACAAUAUGGUCACUCAUUUUCUGCAAGAAAACCCCGGAGUCGAAGAAGAACCUGUGGUCACUUCACAUUACUGCGACGUUGCCGAUCCCGAAUCUGUCAACGCGACCCUCGGCGAAAUUAUCAAGGAGCACGGAAAAUUGGACCACCUCGUCACAUCUGCUGGCUUCACCGAGAAUUUCGAUGCCAUUGCCUAUCCACCAGAUCGCCUCAAGAAACUGAUGGAUGUUGAUUUCAAUGGGACAUACUACUGGGCUUGCGCCGUUGCGAAACAUCUCAUGGAGCGCCAAGUCAACGGCAGCAUGAUCCUUAUCGGGUCCAUGUCUGGGGCCAUUGUCAACGUUCCGCAGCCGCAAGCACCCUACAACGCAGCAAAGGCAGCUGUCAGACAUUUGGGGAGCAGUCUCGCCGUGGAAUGGGCGCAUGCAGGAAUUCGUGUCAACACCAUUAGCCCCGGUUAUAUGCUGACUGCGCUCACGGAAAAAAUCCUCACUGAUAAUCCCGAGCUUUACAAGCAUUGGACUUCGCUUAUCCCCGUCGGCAAGAUGGGCAAGCCAGAAGAUCUGAUGGGCGCCGUGGUCUACCUACUGAGUGAAGCGUCUGGAUACGUGACGGGUGCCGAACUUCGCGUAGACGGCGGCUAUACCGUGACAUAA